Molecule: messenger RNA, 8416 nt
Organism: Equus caballus (horse)
Lineage: Eukaryota; Metazoa; Chordata; Mammalia; Perissodactyla; Equidae
Gene: TEX11
Product: testis expressed 11
Biological process (GO): meiotic cell cycle; reciprocal meiotic recombination; male meiosis chromosome segregation
Cellular component (GO): central element
Molecular function (GO): protein binding
Source: RefSeq, a predicted model, not a curated record
ACAGACACACAACUGGGCAGGUUAAUGAUCACCAACCUUGACUAGGCCCAACACUGCUGGAAAUCCUCUUUUUCUCUCUGAUUCCCCUGUGGUCUGAAACAACAGUUUCUUACCUUAUUCACAUUCUUCAAAUCUCUCCCUCCUACUCUCUGCUUUUGACUUUGCCUCUUACUUUAUUGCGAAAACACAUGCCCAUCAGAUAAAAACUCCCUCAUCUUCCUGUGGACUUUUUUUUUUUUAAUGAAAAUAGCUUUUUUUUUCUCCUAAUGAUAAAAAUGUGUUCACUGUAGGAAACCGAAAAACUGAAAAAUAGAAAGAAGAAAGUGAAGUUUCUCCCAAAUCCUACCACUCAAAGAUAAACAUUGGCACUAUGUUGGUAAAUAUUCUUCCAGACAUGUUUUUCAAAUAUGCGUACAAUUUUAUAUAAGUGUAUACCUUCUGUGUAAAGUUUUUUCUUUCUUUUUUUUUUGAUAAUUUACAUAUUAGUGGGAUUAGUUGGCCCCUGUAGCUGCUUAUGCCUCUCCCUAUUCAUACCUAGGUGGAAACCAUCCUAAGUGUUUUUUAGUCACUCAAAUCUAUAUAAUUACAUCUUUUUGAGUAGUUGCUAACUUUUGUCUUGUUUAAACGCAGGAGUAGGAUAUAGGCAUUUCCCUAGCUUUAUACCUUUAGGUUGUUUUCACAGCAAUGUUUUUAAAGGCUGUCUGAGUAUUCCACUAUCUGGUACCAAUGUACCCUAAGUUGCAUAACUAGUCCACAUUUGACUAGGUGAACAUUUAAGUGGUUUACAAUGCUUCAGUGAAUGUUUCUGUUAAUCUGUCUUUGCAAAUCUUUCCAACUUUUCCUUUAGAAAAAUUCCUAGAAGAGGAAUUGUCAGGUAACAGGGUACACACAUUGAAGAUUUUGAUACAUAUUGCCAAACUGCCCUCCAGAAAAGUUGCAAUAAUUUGUACUCCUACCAACAGUGCACAAGAGUACCUGUUUUGUGUAUCUUGCCAACUUGAGGUUUUGUUGAUCUUUUUAACCUUUGCCAAUCAGAUAAAUGAAAAAAAUUUACCUUGCUUUAAUUUGCAUUUCUUUGAUACUGAUGAGGUUGGAUAUCUUUUCAUGUCUUUAUUGGCUAUGUUUCUUCCUGUGUAAAUUGUCUGAUCAUGUUCUUUGCUGAUUUAUUUGCUAGAGUAUUUGUCUUUUUCUUUUUAAUUUUAAGAGCUCUUUUUGUUAACUCUUUAUGUGUCACAUAUGUUGGAAGAAACCUCUUUCUAGUCUGUGAUUUGUCUUUCAACCUUACUUAUAGUGCCAUUCAGAAGAUUUUAAUUUUUAUGUUGUAAAACCUAUCAUUAUUUUUCCUUUUUGAUUCUGGUUUUCAGAUCGUGUUUAGAUCUUGCCAUUGUGUUUAUAAAAUGUUCACUCAUAUUUUCUUUUAGAAAUUUUAUGAUUCAAUUUAAUCUUUGAUUAAUCCAGACUUUAUUUUGGUAUAUGAAGUGAGGCAGGGAUCUAGCUUUAUUUUUUUAAAUGAAUAUUCUGUUGUUUCAAUGCUUUUGCGUGAAUAAUCCCUUUCCCCACUGAUUUGAAUCAUUUCUCUGUACAUUUGGGUCUGUUUCUGGACUCUAUUUUGCUCCAUUUAUCUGUCUGCACAAUUACCACACAAUUUUAUUUACGGUAGUUUUAAUAUCUUGUAGAACAAGCCCCUGUCCCUUACUCCAUUAUUACUUUUGUUUUUAUAAUUUUCCUGACUAUAAUUGCAUAUUUAUGCUGAAAGUGUUUUUCUUCUUUUAACAAGAUAUAAUGCUACCUUAUUAAGUAAUUUGCAUUCUUGGUUGCUUACUCUCUUUUAAUCCACUCUAUUAAUGAGAGUCUUAAUAAGCUCUCAUUAGAGUCCAAGCUGUUCACCAGCCUUAUGUACUAUCUAUUUCACCAUUUUUGCAUCAAUUUGUUAAAAGGUAGGAGCAGGAAAUUUAUAGUUUAUGAAACGGUAAGGGAAGAUAAUCUACAGCAUGUUGAGUGUCACUUAAUGGCAUUUUACUACUCACUCUUGCAUAUCCUCCUCAAGAUGCACCUGCUUCUUUUAUUAUCCCUUUUCCUCUUCUCUCUUUUACCUUUUUUCUAUCUCUUUUAAUUCUCUCUUCCUUAUAACAUCUAGGGAGGCCAUCUAGACCAAAAACAAAAAUAUUGGCGAUACCCAUACAACAUAAGGGUUUUCACUCUUUCUGUAUUUUUUCCUUUAUUCACUGGCCCUUUCAAUGCAGUGGUGCCUACUCAGUAGCUCUGACUUUGGAGUCAUAUUUACAGUCAGUAUUAGUCAAUAGAGUCAUUUGAUUCUGUAUGCCUUAUAUAAUCUUGGACAAUAUAACAUCAAUUCUGCUACAGACAUUAUUAAUCAUUAAGAGCUCUAAGAUGCGUGUGAAAAGACCACUGUAGGCUUGAGAGCUAGGUCUAAUUAUCACCCUGUUCAUUCAUCUGUUCAUCCGUGAAUGAAGAAGUUAUGGUAGAGCCAGGUGCCUGGGUGGGAUGAUGGAAAUUGGGAGCCUUUAGUUUGCCAGCCAGAAAGUGGGGAACAAUAAUGGGAACUAACAUUUGUUAAGUAUGUACUGUACGCCAGCCACUGUUGUAGAUGACUUAUGCACAAUAUUCUAUUGAACCAGAAGCCUAGAACUACUUUUAUUCCCAUUUUACAGAUGAGGAAAUUGAGGCCCUGAGAUUGUAAGUAGCUAGCACCAGGUCACACAGUAUGCGGCGCAACAGGAUUCAGUCAGCUAUGGGAUGCUCUACUGCCCUUUUCCACCAGACUUCUUUCCCUAAUUUAGCAAUCUAGGAUUGUGAAAUGAAUACCAAAUUGCAGGAUGCAAAAGAAGAGGAGUUCAUCGCAGUACUUUCUUUUCCCUUUUUUCUUCACUCGAUGUGAUCUAGAUGCAGAGAAUUUUGAAGAGGGAAAAGAAAUUUUUUUUUAGAAACCCUGUCUUUUCCAUGAUAAAUAUUGACUGACUCUGAGAGUCUUAGGGUCAGAAGGGAACUGUUAAUGUUCCCAGAAUUGAAGCCACAAUCUCUCUUCUUCUUCGUGUUAGCCAGCUCCCUGUCUGGCUUGACUGAAGUGCAUAAGGCUUAAAAGAGGGGUAUGUGAGGGAAGAAGUGGGAGGCUUGUUAAUGGUUUGAUUUUGGGUUCUUCUCCAAAUUUGGAGGCAUCAUGCCUUAACACUGUUGUCUCUGAAUGGAGGUUUAAGUAGAGGCCAAGUCCUUGGUUGCAAGCAUCACCUAUAGAUUCAGCUGGAAUCAAACAUGUUACUAUAUAUUCCGCCCCCACCCCUAAAACCAUUUGUUUGGAGAUGGGUGGGACCCCUGCCCUCGCUGUGAGCCUGCAGAGGAGUCAGUUUCCUUCAGGUUUGACAAGGGCAGGGCAGCAGAAACACGUCUUGGAACUACAGGGUUUUUCAGUCUCCUCAAUUUCUGAUAUUUCUGACCGUUGCCGCUCUUGAUUAAACAGUGGGCAACGUUGUUUACUUUCCCUUCCUUCCCUUUGUCCUUCCUUCCUCUUCUCUCCCCUUUCCCCUCCCUGGUCCCUCCAUCCCUGUUCUUCCUUUUGAAGGCCUGCUCUCCUCUUUCCCGUAACCACGGUCGUCUGCACUCUUCUUCCCUCAAUAACUGUAGUCUGCUUCCGGUAUUACAUCAUAAUUCCUUACUCUCUGAACUGCAUCCCCAGGACCGCAGGCCUAGACUGCGCGUCAAGGCGUAAGCUCUGCCGUAGAGAGUAAAGGCCAAUAGGGAGUGGCCUUUUGUUGACGUCACUAUAGGGGGAGGAGCUUCCCGAGCGUCGACGGGCACCUUGGAUCCAGUUUGUGGAGACUGCCCUGUUGCGCGUUGGCGGUCCCGGCUGAGGCUUGAGCCAGGGCUUUAAAAAUGGACGAUGUUGAUUUUCGUUUCAUGGACUUUAAAGAAAUUAUUGAAAACCUGAUUGUAAAAGGUAAUUCACCUAGCAUACAUGAGGCCAUUGAUAGACUCUUCAUGGACAUAGCAAAUAUCAACAGGGAGUCUAUGGCUGAAAUGCAGGAUGCUCAGGUUGAAGAAAUGGCAGUAAACCUGUGGAACUGGGCAGUUACCAGGAGAGUAGGUUUGGUUAUAAGUGAAGAGCAGAAAGCUAAAUUACAGCAUGUUGCUUGCAAGUUGGUGUGUAUGUGUGAAGACUCAGCUGUUUCAGAAGAAGCUAUUCAAAAACAGAUUUUGAUGAAUAUGAAAACAGGAAAAGGGUGGCUGGAUGUUGGCAAUGCUGUGACCGCUGAUGAAUUUUUUCAAGUUGCCAUUGCUGGUCUGGAGCAAUUAUAUGUCAGAUUAAUGCAGAGGAGCUCCACUGAGGCCCACGUGGCUAUGCAGAAGAUUGCUGUAGAGAGGGACCUUUUCAAAGUGCUUUCCUACCAAGCAGAGUCAGCAGUUGCUCAAGGGGAUUUUCAAAGAGCGUCUGCAUGUGUACUGCGCUGUAAAGAUGUGUUGAUGAGGGUCCCCAAAAAGACCAGAUAUCUUCAUAUUCUCUGUUACAACUUUGGAGUAGAAACCUACAAGCAGAAUAAAUAUGAAGAAAGUUCUUUCUGGCUUAGCCAAAGCUAUGAUAUUGGGAAGAUGGAGAAGAAUUCUAUUGGGCCAGAAAUGCUGGCUAAAGUUCUACGAUUACUAGCCACUGCUUAUUUGGAUUGGGACGACAGAGAAUAUUAUGAUAAGGCUCUCAGUGCUAUAAACCUAGCAAACAAGGAACAUUCACAUCCAGCUGGGCUUUUCUUAAAGAUGAAAAUCCUCUUGAAGGGUGAAAUAGCUAAUGAAGAACUCCUUGAAGCUGUCAUGGAAACACUACAUCUUGACGCGUCUUUAGAUGUCUGUCUGAACAUUGCUAAACUGCUGAUGGAUCAUGAUAGGGAAUCUGUUGGAUUUUAUUUCCUGAAGAUUAUCUGUGAACAUUUUAAGUCAUCAGAAAAUAUUGGAAAAGCUCUACUGCUCCACAUUGACAUGCUUUUAGAAAGGAAAGAAGAAUUACUUGCCAAGGAGAAGAUUGAAGAAAUCAUUGUAGGUCACCAAACAGGAAGACAACUGACAACAGAAUUAGUAGGCUGUUUACACGACAUUCUGUGGAAAAAAGCUGCCAGAAGUUUUGAGGUACAAAAUUACCCUGAUGCCUUACAGUGGUACUGUUAUUCUCUGAGAUUGUAUGCAUCUGAUCAAAUGGAUUUGGACUUGGCCAAGCUGCAAAGGAACAUGGCUGCCUGUUACCUGCAUUUGAAACAACUUGACAAGGCUAAAGUGGCAGUGGCAGAAGCUGAACAACGUGAUCCUACAAAUAUUUUCACUCAAUUUUAUGUAUUCAAGAUUGCAGUCUUAGAGGGCAACUCUGAUAGAGCUUUGCAGGCAAUUACUUCUUUAGAGCAUUUAUUAACUGCUGAAGAGCCAGAAGAAAAUAACCUACUUACAGAUAGAGGUUCAACUGUCAUGCUCCUCAGUUUAGCUGCCCAGUUUGCUCUAGAGCAUGGACAACAAAUUGUGGCGGGAAAAGCUUUGGAAUAUUUAGCUCAAUAUUCAGAAGACCCACAACAAGUUCUUACAGCUUUAAAGUGUUUGUUUCGUCUUGUUCUUCCAAAAGUUUCUCAAAUGCCAGAAUCUGAAAACAAAAAGAAAGAAAUGGAUAGACUCUUGACUUGCUUGAAUAUAGCACUCCUGAAACUUGCUCAGUUUUUUGAUGGAAAAGCCUCAACUUCAGACUCAAGGACUAAUGAAGCUCAUUGGUUUCGAAAAAUAGCUUGGAACUUGGCUGUGCAAUGUGACAAAGACCCAGUGACAAUGAGAGAGUUUUUCAUGCUUUCUUAUAAGCUGUCCCAGUUUUGUCCUUCUGAUCAAGUCAUUCUGAUUGCACAGAAAACAUGUUUACUUAUGGCAGCUGCAGUUGAUCUAGAGCAAGGGAGAAAAGCUUCAACAACUUUUCAACAGACCAGGUUACUGAAUCGUGCACUUGAACAGAUCCAUAAAUGCAGAGACAUCUGGAAUCUCCUGAAAGAAACAGGGGACUUCUCGAACGAUCCAUGUGAGACAUUGCUUCUGCUGUAUGAGUUUGAAGUUAAAGCCAAAAUGAACGAUCCAUUCCUGGACAGCUUCUUGGAAUCAGUGUGGGAACUGCCUCAUUUAGAAAGUAAAACAUUUGAAACAAUCGCAUCAUUAGCAAUGGAAAUGCCUGCCUGCUAUCCUUCCAUCGCUCUAAAGGCCUUGAAAAGGGCUUUAUUGCUCCACAAAAGGAAAGAAUCAAUUGAUGUUUUGAAAUAUAGCAAAUGUAUGCACAACUUGAUUAAUCUCCUAGUGCCAGAGCGGGUGCUGAGUGCAGAACUCUGUCCCCUGGAAGAAGUUUGGGGCUAUUUUGAGGAUGCUCUGCACCUUAUUAGCCACACCGAAGGCUACCCAGAAACGGAGAUUCUCUGGCUGAUGGUCAAGUCCUGGAAUAUUGGAAUAUUUAUGUACGGCAGUAGCAAGUAUGUAUCUGCUGAAAAAUGGUGCAGCCUGGCAUUGCGCUUCCUUGACCACCUUGGCUCCCUCAGGAGAAGCUAUGAAAUUCAGAUGAAUGUUCUGUAUAGCCAGCUUGUGGAAGCAUUAGAUAAAAACAAGGGCUCACUUUUUAAUAAAGAGUGAGAACCACUGGAACAAGGCAUAGGAGCAGGCAAGCUGACAGCAACUUGAAGAAGAUCUAUGGUCCUGAGAUGUUGAAUAUUUAAAUUCUUGCGAAACUUUCUCUUGAGCUUUUGUUUCUCUUUUCUCAGGCCCUAUUUUCAUGUUGUUAAAUGAAAUUUUCUAAAAUAAAAGUAUUUUGGCUUUUACUGUUGCUUUUACUGCUCAUUUCUGAGGACAAAUGAAUUUCCCAAAGUGCCAAGAAGUAUAUAUAUUGAAAUAGCCCAUGUGAGAGCAAGAUGAUUCAUGCCCCAUGUGAACAAAAGGGAGUGUUCACCUCGGUCCAACACAGGGUGCCUUUUUUUCCAGAAGUGCUCAAAUUCCCGAUACCUGAAAAUGACAGAGAACCACAGGCUCUUCAUCAGGAGGACCUUAGCGGUCUUUGGGCAUUGAUCGGAGUCCUGAAAUCUAUGACAUCCUUGAGAAUCCAGUCUCUAUCAGAACAUAUCCGAUGACAGGGAACUCCUGAGAUAGUUCAAUCUACCUUUUUUGCUAAUUGGUAAAAAGCCCUUCCUCAAACUGAACAGAAAUUAGUCUCCCUAGAACAAGUGUGCUUUCUCUGUCCCAGAUGCCCUUUGGAGACUGAAGACAGGAGUCAGGCCCCUCCCUGUCCUCUUGGCUUUUUCUUCUUCCGGUUAAACCUCCUCAGACCCCACACCUGUUCCUCACAGGACGUGGUCACCUCGCCUUCCAAGAGCGGUGAGCUCUGACCCACACAGAGCUCAGCAGCCGCUUUCUGGCUAGACCUGCACUGGUGCACUGCAAGACCACAGUGGCUUUUCUUCCCCAGCUGAUUUAUAUUAACAUUUUUUAACUUUUGAUUUUGAAAUUGUUUCACACUUACAGAAAAGGUGCAAGUAAGCACAAAGAAUUGCCAUAACCCUUCACCCAGCUUCCCCAUUUGUCAAUAUUUUACCAUGUUGCCUUAUUGUUCUCUCUCUGCGUUUCUUUCUGAACCCUUUGAGGUUAAUUUGCAGACGUCUUGCUCCAUUACUCCUUAGUACCUCAGUGUAUUGUUCCUAAAAACAAAGAUACUCUCUUACAUGACCACAAUACAACCAUCAAGAUCAGGAAAUGAACAGUGAUAGAAUUCUACCAUCUAAUCCACAGACCCCAUUCGAAUUUCACUGAUUGUCCUAAUAAAAUCCUUCAUAAAAGUUGCAUUUAGUUGUCACGUCUCUUUCAUCUCCUGCAGACUAAAACAGUUCCUCAGUCUUUCUUUACCUUUCAUGACCUUGACAUUUUUGAAGAGUAGAGGCUAAUUAUGUUGUAGCAUGAACCUCACUUUGGGUGUGUCUGAUGUUUCCUGAUGAUUAGAUUCAGUUUUUGCCUUUUUGGUAGGCAUACCACAAAAGUGAUGUGUUCUUCUUGGUGUAGCACACCAAUAGACAUACGGUGUCAAUUUGUCCCAUCACUGCUUAAAGUUAAGGUGGUGUCUACCAGGUGCUUAGUGAUUAAAAAGUAAUUAUGAAGUACUUUGUGAAAGAUACUUUGAAACCAAAUAUUCUGUUCCUCAUUAAACUUUCACUCAGUAGUUUUGGCAUCCAUUGAUGAUUCAUGCCUGAAUCUGUUUUUACUAUGAUGGUUACUAAAUGUUAAUUUUUUAAUUUCCAUCAUUCCCUCUUCAGUUAUUAGUUGGUGUUUAUUAGGUAGAGCAUUUUCUUCACCCCCACUUAUUUAUUCAUGUUUUUAAAAUGUUUUAGUACAGGGGCCAGCCCCGUGGCCUAAUGGUUAA